This is a messenger RNA of Quercus lobata, 1642 nucleotides long. RefSeq names its product molybdate transporter 1-like. The record is from RefSeq and is a predicted model, not a curated record. Lineage: Eukaryota; Viridiplantae; Streptophyta; Magnoliopsida; Fagales; Fagaceae. Gene Ontology annotation, biological process: molybdate ion transport. Gene Ontology annotation, molecular function: molybdate ion transmembrane transporter activity.
UCUCCUCCUAUAAGUAAGCCUCAAUCUCAUAUUUGCUUUCACAUUUCUUAACUAUUGUACUUCCAGUUCACAAUCUCAUACUUAUUUGCUUUCAAAUUUGUACCUCCAUGGACCCUGAAAACCAUAGUCCCCACAAACCUAAGUCCGGCUAUCUGUCCAACAUCAUCGACCAAGUGAAAACCAAUUUAGUUUUUCGAUCAAAAUGGGCCGAGUUGAAUGGUGCAAUGGGGGACUUAGGCACGUUCAUUCCAAUAGUUCUGUCCUUGACACUAGCUAAUGACCUUAACCUAGGCACAACAUUAAUAUUCACCGGUGUCUACAAUAUUGUCACUGGUGCCAUCUAUGGUGUCCCUAUGCCUGUGCAACCCAUGAAGGCCAUUGCAGCUGCAGCCAUAUCUGGGUCUGAUUUUGGUGUCCCAGAAAUCAUGGCUUCCGGAAUUUUAACCGGAGGGGUUUUAUUGGUUUUGGGUAUAACUGGAUUGAUGCAACUAGUGUAUAAGAUAAUUCCUCUUUCUGUUGUAAGAGGAAUUCAGCUUGCACAGGGGUUAUCAUUUGCACUAACUGCGGUUAAGUACAUUAGAAAAAUUCAGGAUUUUUCUAAAUCAAAGGCUAAAGCGGAUAGGCCCUGGCUUGGUUUGGAUGGGUUGGUUUUGGCUAUAAUUUGUGCUUGUUUUAUAAUUGUUAUUAAUGGUGCAGGUGAGGAAGAGCAAAGUGGUGAAAGAGGAACUGCUGGUGUUUUAGGUGACGAAGAAAUAAGGCUUAGAAGAGGAGUGAGGAAGAUUAUCUUUUCAAUUCCUUCAGCUUUUAUUAUCUUUUUAUUUGGUGUGGUUUUUGCCUUUAUAAGGAGACCUAAAGUGUUGGAAGAGAUUAGAUUUGGACCAUCGUCUUUUCAAGUAGUGAAGAUGUCUAAGCAUGCAUGGAAGGAAGGGUUUAUAAAGGGUACAAUUCCUCAACUCCCUUUGUCAGUACUAAAUUCUGUGAUCGGGGUGUGCACGUUGUCGUCUGAUCUUUUUCCGGGGAAGGACUUAUCGGCCACGUCACUUUCCGUGACCGUCGGGUUAAUGAAUGUGAUAGGGUGUUGGUUUGGAGCUAUGCCAAGUUGCCAUGGUGCUGGUGGGUUAGCUGGGCAGUACAAGUUUGGUGGUAGGAGUGGUGGGUGUGUGGCACUUCUUGGCACAGCUAAAUUGGUGUUGGGUUUGGUAUUAGGGACUUCUUUGGUGAAGAUUUUGGACCAAUUUCCUGUUGGGAUACUUGGAGUUUUGCUCUUGUUUGCUGGGAUUGAGCUAGCUAUGGCUUCAAGGGACAUGAAUUCCAAGGAGGAAUCUUUUGUGAUGCUUAUUUGCACAGCGGUUUCACUUGUGGGUUCAAGUGCAGCGCUUGGUUUUCUGUCUGGGAUGAUUGUGCAUGUGCUUCUUAGGCUAAGAAAUUUGAGUAAGAUCAACCCUGUUGUUCCAUAGUAUAUAGACCAUUAGCUAGGCUUAUUUCAUAUUCUUCUAUGUCUAUGUGCAAAAGGGUACGAGUGAAGGUUUCUAAGGUUGAGAAUUUUUAAUUAUUUAAGAGAGAGAAAAAAAAAAAGGUUCCAUAUGUUCUUGUGCAAUUGUAAAGGUUCUCCACUCAAGCGAAUAAUAUCUCUUUUGUUUUC